Molecule: messenger RNA, 1156 nt
Organism: Hipposideros armiger (great roundleaf bat)
Lineage: Eukaryota; Metazoa; Chordata; Mammalia; Chiroptera; Hipposideridae
Product: multifunctional protein ADE2-like
Biological process (GO): 'de novo' IMP biosynthetic process
Cellular component (GO): cytosol
Molecular function (GO): phosphoribosylaminoimidazolesuccinocarboxamide synthase activity
Source: RefSeq, a predicted model, not a curated record
CACUACCCCCAGCCCACCAAGGAAAAUGGCGACAGCUGAGGUACUGAACAUUGGUAAUAAGCUCUAUGAGGGUAAAACAAAAGAAGUCUAUGAAUUGUUAGAUAGUCCAGGAAAAGUUCUCCUGCAGUCCAAGGACCAGAUUACAGCAGGAAAUGCAGCCAGAAAGAAUCACCUGGAAGGAAAAGCUGCAAUCUCAAAUAAAAUUACCAGUUGUAUUUUUCAGUUGUUACAGAUAGGUAUCAAAACUGCUUUCACCAGAAAAUGGGGGGAGACAGCUUUCAUUGCACCCAAGUGUGAAAUGAUUCCAAUUGAAUGGGUUUGUAGAAGAAUAGCAACUGGUUCUUUUCUCAAAAGAAAUCCUGGUGUCAAGGAAGGAUAUAAGUUUUACCCACCUAAAGUGGAGAUGUUUUUCAAGGAUGAUGCCAAUAAUGAUCCACAGUGGUCUGAGGAACAGAUCAUUGCUGCAAAAUUUUGCUUUGCUGGACUUGUUAUAGGCCAAACUGAAGUGGAUAUCAUGAGUCAUGCUACACAGGCUAUUUUUGAAAUUCUGGAGAAAUCCUGGUUGCCCCAGGAUUGUACACUGGUUGAUAUGAAGAUUGAGUUUGGUGUUGAUGUCACCACCAAAGAAAUUGUUCUUGCUGAUGUUAUUGAUAAUGAUUCCUGGAGACUCUGGCCGUCAGGAGAUCGAAGCCAACAGAAAGACAAACAGUCAUAUCGUGACCUCAAGGAAGUAACUCCUGAAGGGCUCCAGAUGGUAAAGAAAAAUUUUGAGUGGGUUGCAGAAAGAGUAGAGUUGCUUCUGAAGCCAGAAAGUCAGUGCAGGGUUGUAGUAUUGAUGGGCUCAACUUCUGAUCUCGGUCACUGUGAAAAAAUCAAGAAGGCUUGUGGAAACUUUGGCAUUCCAUGUGAACUUCGGGUAACAUCUGCUCAUAAAGGACCAGAUGAAACUCUGAGGAUUAAAGCUGAGUAUGAAGGGGAUGGCAUUCCUACUGUAUUUGUGGCAGUGGCAGGCAGAAGCAAUGGUUUAGGACCAGUGAUGUCUGGUAACACUGCGUACCCAGUUAUCAGCUGUCCUCCCCUAACUCCAGACUGGGGAGCUCAGGAUGUGUGGUCUUCUCUUCGACUACCCAGUGGUCUUGGCUGUCCAACAAUACUU